AUGCAAAUGGCUACUGCUAUUGAAAUUGAUAAUUUAUCAUCAAUGAUUCAAGAUCUUGGGAUAGAAGCUUUUAUGAUUGUAGCACGAUUGGACGCUAUUUUUCAACCUGUACCAACAAAUCCACGAACACUUCAGUUCUAUGAUAAAGUCGAAAUUUUUACUGGUAUCUUGAAUUUCCAUUUAGCUCCAAAGGUAUUCGUCGUAAAAGACGUCGAGAUGACCUUAAAUCUUGUCGAAUGUAACCGUUCAAUUGUUGAGCGGCUUCUCAAUUUUCCUUCACUUAAUGAUAUUAUUCGAAAAUUUCAAGAAUAUGAAACAAUAACAUCACAACAACUCAACAUGGUUAAUCCAAAAGUCCUCAUGCCAUUCAUAAAUAUCUGUAUUCAAUGCAAAAAAGUAUUAACUGAUUAUGGAUUUGCUUAUUCUACUCGAGUACUUUAUAUUGAUCGAAUUGAAGAAGCGUCUGUUAUUCAUGCACACUACUAUCGAGUUGUUACAAAAGAAUCAUUCAAUUUUUCUGAUUGUAUUCAUUUUUCUGGUGAUUUGGCUUAUUCAAAAGUUCUUCUGCAUUGGCGCUCUUCUCUACUCAUCGACGAUGAUUCAACUUUUACAGGAUUUUGUCGUUCUAUCAUUAACACAUUAUACGAACUUUAUCCAUCUUCGGCUAAUUUCAUUACUCCAAAUGCUUUAUCACAACGAUUUGAAACAGUAUAUAUUUUAUGGGAGUUAGUUAGAUUUGAGUUGAUGCUUGGAAAUGAAGAACAAGUGCUAUUACCACUAUCAUUAUCACCAGCAUCAAGGGCAAGCUUUUUGGAAGGCUUUCUAGAUUAUUAUUAUUCAUUAUUUGUAUUGUUCUGGUCACGUCAUCAAUAUGUUCCUAAUACAAAGUGUGAUAAACAAAUAUGUUCAAAAGUAGCACUUUGUGAUGGUCACCAAAAAUGUGGUCGUAUCGUCUGUGCUUACUCAGACAUUGUAGAUACUUCCAUCGUCGAGACUGGUCCAAUUAAUGUUGGUUGUCCUUAUGCACCAAUGCGACGACGACAUCCCAUACAAAAUCAGCAGGAAAACAGCACAAAAAAUGAAACAAAAGGUAAAAAUGAAGAGUUGCUUUUCCUUCUACAAUUAUUUCAUAAUUAA
Messenger RNA from Rotaria sordida, 1137 nucleotides. Lineage: Eukaryota; Metazoa; Rotifera; Eurotatoria; Philodinida; Philodinidae. The record is from the annotation of a GenBank genome assembly.